Mytilus trossulus (common blue mussel) is the source of this 4686-nucleotide messenger RNA. RefSeq names its product inhibitor of growth protein 4-like. Lineage: Eukaryota; Metazoa; Mollusca; Bivalvia; Mytilida; Mytilidae. The coding region runs from base 96 to 836 and encodes 246 amino acids. The record is from RefSeq and is a predicted model, not a curated record. The transcript has 7 exons. Gene Ontology annotation, cellular component: nucleus. Gene Ontology annotation, biological process: regulation of DNA-templated transcription.
AAAUGUUUGAAGGCAUACAAAUUAGUAAGCCGGAAAGAAGCUCAUGGUUGACACAGAUUGUCACGUGAUUCAAUUAAACCCAAAAAUCCUCCAAAAUGGCAACUGCGAUGUAUCUCGAACACUAUUUAGAUAGUUUGGAGACUUUACCGAGUGAACUCCAAAGAAACUUUAAUUUAAUGAGAGACUUGGAUCAAAGGGCACAAGAUUUGAUGAAGGAAAUAGACAAGAUGGCAGUGGACUAUCUUGGAAGUGUCAGAGGUCUGUCACCAGAAAAACGCACAGAACAGUUAGAUUCUAUAGAAAAAAUGUUCUCUAAAAGUAAAGAAUUUGGUGAUGACAAAGUACAGUUAGCCAUGCAAACAUAUGAAAUGGUUGACAAACAUAUACGAAAGCUAGAUGCUGACCUUGCUAGGUUUGAAGCAGAUUUAAAAGAAAAAAGUUCGUCAUCUAGUCAACAGAAAGGAGAUUCAGACUCUGGCAAAAAACUUAAAGGAAAAGAAAAGAAAAAGAGGAAAUCUAUGAAAGAAGAAUUUGAAGAUGAAAUUCCUCGGAAAAAGAAAAAGAAAGGAGCACCAUUAUCUCCUGAACCUGAAGCAGCACCCAUCACAGUUCCCCUUAUAUCCAUAACACACCCUUCAGAUGUAUUAGACAUGCCUGUAGACCCUAAUGAACCUACAUACUGUCUAUGUCACCAGGUCUCUUACGGUGAAAUGAUUGGCUGUGAUAAUGCUGAUUGUCCAAUUGAAUGGUUUCAUUUUGCUUGUGUUGGACUAACAAUCAAACCUAAGGGUAAAUGGUUCUGUCCCAGAUGUUCAGAAGAGCGGAAAAAGAAAUAAAACAUCACAGAUUACGAGAAGAAGAAAGUGCUUUGGUUUUAUUUGUAAAACACAUCAUCGGUGCAUUUAUUGUCUAGUAAUGUUCAUUUUGUAGUAAACUAAAAAGAAGAAAAAAACUAUCAUUAUAGUUAAUUUCCUACUGCAUGUAGAGUAAUACUUUGGUUAGCUUGCUUGCUUUGUUGGGAUAUUGUACAAUUUUAAUGUAGAUAAUAUUCAAUCAAAUGUUUUGACAAUGUCAAUUUUAAAAUAACAAACCUUCAGUAAAUGUUUAUAUGAACAAAGCAAGCAAUACCAACCAAAGUUUAACUCUACAAGCAUUAGGAAAUAAGCUAUAACAAUCAGUUCAUCUACCAUGUGGUUUGUGGUAUUUUUUUCUCUCAUAAAAUUAUAUAUUUCCCAUUUAUAACAAUCAUGACAAAUUUAGACUUGAAAUUACAAUGUUUUUCUGAUAGUUAGUUGGUUUGAAACCAUUCCUUUAAAGAUAUCUCGAAAUUUAUUAGUGUUUAUUUUUAAAACAACUAUUUUUUUCUUUCUGUUCAGUUAAUUUAUAGAAACUCAAAUUUUAAAAGUCUAACAUGGUAAAUACUUUAAAAAAAAGAUGUAUUAUUUUUUUAAUAGUAGAAACGAUUGUCCCAUUACACAAGGAAUUUUCAAUUUUCUUGGAAAACAGUAGGUAAAUUUAAAUACAAAAAACAGUUGUUGAUGCGUUCAUUAGAAAUAUUCUUCAAGUUUUAUGACCUCUGUCAUGUCUAUGUUGUGAUUUUGUUAUUUUAAGAAAAAUUUCAGGUUUUACUGAAGAAAAUUAAUCAUUUACAUAUAGUAUUUUUUACGUAUCUCCACUGUUUUCUUAUUUUUGCAUCUGAAUUUGAAGAAGAUAUUUUUCAGCUAAGUAGCAAUCAUGGCUUGAUAAUAUAAAGAUAUUUUUAGAAGUAUUAAUAUAUUUUACAUCAUAAUUUAAGGCAUAGUAUAUGUAUAAAGUUAAUAUUUCAGAUGAAAUCUUGUACGCAAAUAGAACUUUUUGAACUACACUUGACUAUAAAAAUUGCACACUGAACAUUUGUUAAAAUUUAAAGAAAAAUGUGAGGAAACCCUUUAAAUUCUCAUGAAUUGAAGAAAAGGGCCCUAACAUCUUUUUUCUCCAUAUUCAGGAUUUGUUUUUUUGACUAAUCUCUAGUUUCGAUGUUACAAUUUUUUUUGCUGGAAUAUAUUAGUGACAUGAAGCUUCAUAGCUUAGUUUAUAAGAAAUCUCAUUUUGCCAUCAUGUGAUAAAUUGUUGUUUAUUUUGUUUAGUGACAUAUGUACAUUGCAUUGUGGGUAAGAAAAUAUUAUAUUGUGAAAAUGAAGAUUUGAAAGUGACCAACGUUUGAUUUAUUCUUCAAGAAAACAAAUGAUUGAAAGAAAAAAAUAGCAGUUUUAAAUUGUCCUUUUUCUUUAAAUUUCCUUCCCUGUAAUAAAUCUGAUUAAUCUGUUAACAGGCUAUGAUUUGAACUUGGAAUUUGCAUAAUUUCUUGUGUUUAAUAAAUUUUUUUGAUAAAUUUUAUGUUUAUUUGGUAUUAUAAUCGUUUGAGUGGUUUAUAACACUUUCCAUACAAUGUAUUUUGGUUAGAUAGUGUUGUGCGCGGCACAGCACAUUCUAUUGAAAAUAUAAUAUUUGUCUUUGUAAUAGAAAGUGUUGCACAGAACAUUUCAGUACUGAAUAAACAUGGAAUUCAAUAACAAGAAAUCAAGGAAAUUCCAUAAUUAAAAAUAAUUCCAAGUUCAAAUAAUAGCCUGUUUGUAGGUAAUUUUGAAAACAUUGAGAAAUAUAAUUGUUCUUUUCACAAAAUGUUUCACUGUUUAUAAGGGAUGUUAUUGUUAUAUGACAUUGAGUAAAAUUAUUACUUAUAACUAGUGUUAUCCAUUCCCAUUUCUAUUCUAAUUUUUAUUAUCACUAUUUUUACGAAAUUUUCCUUUGAUAUUGCUGACUGAUAAUUUCCUUUCUUGCUAAAAACAAAGGGGGCACCUGGUGUUACUAAUGAAAUUGAGGUAAAAUAGAAAUAACAGAUUAUCAUUGGUCAUGCAUCUCAACUCGAUUGCCUUUCUCACUUUCCCAGUACUGGCUCCAAAGGAGAAAAUUAAUCUGGUUGAGAUGAUCAACAACAAUCUAUAAUUAUGUAAACUAUCUUGUUUCUGUUAAAGAAAGUAGACUGAAAAAUUAUGGUGAGAAAGGAAUUUUUUGAAAUUUUGUUUUAAAAACUUGUGAUCCAAAUAUAUUUAUUAUUUGUAUGUCACAAAUUAUCCCAAAAUCCUUUUUGUCACAGCAUGUGCACAUAUUUCUUCAAAUUAAAAUCCAUAUAAAAAUAAUUUAAAAUGGAUUUUUUUUUCUUAAUUCAGAGUGCAUUUUAAUAGCAUUAUAAGUUAAAAGAAACAAUAUUGGUAUAUUUUAAUGUCUAAGAAAUAUUAUCAUUUUGUGUAAACAAUGUAUAUUUAGACUUACCAUGUUAUAAUUUUUAAGAAGUAUAUACUAUGUUGGGUAUAGAAAAUAGUGUUCAUAGUUAUUUAAGCAUUCUCAAAUUCUUGAAUUUGAUAUUCCACAAUCAAAAUAUUUUGUCAGUAUUCAAGAGGCUUUAAUGGUAGAAUUGCAGUGUUUUGAUAGAUUUUUCACCAUUUUUUCUAGUGCUAUGUUUUCUAUGACUAAAUUCUGUAGUAAUAAUUCAGUGGAGUGCUACCUUUUAUUUCUACCAUGGUUACAGUAGAAACUUUCAAUAUAAAGUUUAAAUUUUAAGUGAUCUCUCAUAUUAUGUUUGAAAUUGGUUUAAGUGAAUGAAACUUAUUAAUGUGCAUGUAUACAUGUCAGUGGGAGAGAUUAUUAGUAUGAAUGAGUUUAGAUAUUGCAUAUGAAAGGCUAAACUUCAUUGAUGAAAAACCUUUUGGAUUGCGAUUUUUCUCAAAUUAUCUGCUAUGGUAUGCAAUAAAUACAUGUAUUUCUGUAUAAUCAGAGUUUUUUCUCAUGCUUUGAUUACUGCACACAAUGAAAAGUAAUAGAUAUUGCAGACCAUAAACUUAAUUGUUAAAUACAUGUAGGGUUGUAAUAAAUUGUCUAGGACGAUGACAUAAAUUGUAUGUUUGAAAAAAGGUUAGACUGGGAUUCUGGCCCGUCUGCUAUCACUAGGAAGCAGAUAUUGUGCUAGGAUCUAAGGCAAGAAACAGCUCAUCCUGGAUGUUUUGAGCUAAAUCUAACAGAAAGAAAACAACAAAAAAACAUAGGUUAAACCCCAUUUCCUGAGUAGAAUUACUGUAGAAAGUUUUCCUGAAAUUAAAUAUUCGAAGGCCGCUUGGGAUGCAGUUAACAUAAAAUUUUCAUUCCUGAAUUAUCACUUUAUUUUCAGUAUUCUUAAAUGUUUAAUGACUGUUUAUAGAUUUUCUUUCAAGAUGUUUCUUUUUGUUUUAUCAAUAUUAAUCUUUAAGUGGACAGUAAUAUUUAUUUUAGAAAUACAUGUCUCUUGAUAUUUUUAUUGUUAGUUAUGUUCCUGAGAGUGAUUUUUAGAUGCAGCCUCUGUAAAUGAUGUUGACCUAAUUUAGGGAAUGCAACUCCUAUGUUUUUUCAUUGAUAUAUGUCAAAGAUUCUAAGUAACAUAGGAAAGCUUAUAGACUAUUGUUGAAACUGGCUAUUAUAAACACAUUACUGAUUUAAACUGUUAUUUCCCUUGAUUUAGCUUUACCUCCUUUAGAAAGCUAAAGUAAUUAUUUUGCAUGUAAGAGAGGGAGAGAUUAUUUUAUGUAUGAGGAUUUUGCAUGAUAAAAGUUGUAAAUAUGGACACCCAGUGUCACUAUUGUUUUAUUGUUAUUCACAAUAAAAACAUCAUUUGAA